Messenger RNA from Letharia columbiana, 855 nucleotides. RefSeq lists its product as uncharacterized. The record is from RefSeq and is a predicted model, not a curated record. The coding region runs from base 1 to 855 and encodes 284 amino acids. Lineage: Eukaryota; Fungi; Ascomycota; Lecanoromycetes; Lecanorales; Parmeliaceae. The transcript is spliced from 3 exons.
AUGCCUCCCCGACCUCUUCGACGCUUGGAGAUUGAAAUCGACCGAGCCGAAACGUCAGAGAUCGUCGGCAUGUACGCUAUCUUUGGGGAAGCCUUCCCGUUCGAGAACCCCAAGCUCGCGCGAGUCAUGUACGCCGGAUCCGAUCCCGGACCGGCGGUUGAAGACAUACUGAAGACCUAUUUGCACUCCGAGUACAAUAGAUUCAUGAUCGCCUACGACGUGACGCAAGGUUUGGUCCCGGACCCGGGCUGUGAGAUGGAGGGUGUUGACGAAGACGAAGGCAUGAGCUACGGAUGGAUAUCAGUAGGGCUCGUACCUGACAGCACCUCGAUGAAUUCUUAUGCAGCCAGUGAUCUUUCCGUCUGUGCAUCGUUGAAGUUGUUAGCUACAGAAGCACGAGAUAGGGGUGAGGAUCCACGACAGCUGAUCGUCGAUAAACCUGGUUUUCGCCUAGCUCUUGAGCUUAGAACCCGGUCAAAAGAUGGCCAAGCCAGGUAUAUCACCAAUCCACAUCUAGUCGUCAAUACUCUUGCUAUGUGGCCAUUUUCACAUAGUGAUUCGACGUGGGAGAUGGCUUUUAAACUGCUGGGAUGGGCUGUGGAGUAUGCAGAUAGACACAAUUGGCCAAUCUGGACACAAAUCCCUGUGGGCCAGAGGCCCUUCUUCCAUCAGGCCGGCUUCAGAGAUGUGAGAGCGUUCACCUUGAACCUAAACGACUACAAGCCUCGUGAAUCCAGGGAUGAUUGGGGGACGCAGGAGUGGGUGCAGAUGGUGUAUCGUGCUCCGGAAGAAAGGCGCGCAAGGUCGAUCUCGCCAAGAGGUCGAGGUGAGAGGCGACGUAGACUGAGCUUCUGA